Messenger RNA from Cyanidioschyzon merolae strain 10D, 945 nucleotides. RefSeq lists its product as hypothetical. Bases 1 to 945 code for a protein of 314 amino acids. The transcript has a single exon. The record is from RefSeq and is a predicted model, not a curated record. NCBI's taxonomy places the organism in Eukaryota, Rhodophyta, Bangiophyceae, Cyanidiales, Cyanidiaceae.
AUGCAGUGUGCGCUCGGCUUUGCAAACUCAGUGGCAUUCUCCCAGCGACUACGGCAUCGGUGGAGCGGAAUUCGACGAACUGUUAGCUCAAAGAGUGAGGGGCACCAACCACUUCACUUGAGGUGCCUAGGACGACUAGCUUACCCGCCAGGCGCCAGCGUUGAUGCAACCGCUGCGGAGGCUUGCAAGGUACAACCAGAGCAGCGGCGAUUGCAGCAUUUCACAGCAAAAGCCAAUGUGCUAGCAUGCAGCAUAACGGUUUACGCCGCUCUGGUUUUUGGUGCAACGGAGCUUACCGCCGCGACGCCGACACCGGCAGAACUGCAGGCCCCGACGACCAGUGUCCAUGCGGUUUGGGAGCGGGAGCCCGUUCAGUCCGUGUUUGUUGCGGACGAAAAUGUUCAAGAUGAGCGCGCACGGUACACAAGUAGCCGGGCUCGAGAAACCCCAACGCAAGUUUCCUCCCUGCAGGAGCUGAUCGACGCAGCAACUCGGUGUCGGGAAGCGCUGGAGCUGCUGCGCGGCAGCCUGCCGGUGGUCGAAACCGCAGCGCCCCAGCCGCAACAGCAGCAGCAGCAGCGGCGGCAGCCCACAGCAACCGCUUCUCCUGACCAGCAACGUGAUCAAAUCGAGGCCUUCCGACUGAGUCUUCGACGAGUGCCACUCUCGGAGACGCGGCGAAAGUUUUUCGAUCUCGCCCGUAUGUUGGACAAACUGGAUGCAAACACUGCUUCAGCAACGCAGCCGGGCAUGGAAUCGUACCGCAAAGUUGUCCGAGCGUUGGAGGAGCUGGAUGGUUGUGCACUCCAGGCUACGCGGACGCGCGGCCUCGAGCGAGCCGAAAAACUGCUGACGCUUCGGCAGGAAUUGUAUGAUCGAGUUUUGCAAGCAAUGGAUCAGAUGCUUGCUCGUGCUCAUCAGCUUGCGUUAGAGCGUCGUUCAUGA